AUGGGCGUCUUUUCGAAAUUUCGCCUCUUCAACCGCCAGCUCAGCUUGGCUUGCGCGUUGAUUGCCUUUUCAACAUGCAACUACGGUUUCGAUAACCAGGCAUUCGCCACCACCCAGGCCAUGGAUGCCUUUGAGCGUCAAUUCGGAGUUUUGAAUGAGGUGACUGGCAAAUGGGGUUUGGAGCCUUCUUGGCUGGCCCUGUUCAACAGUCUCAACUACAUCGGCUUCGCUUUUGGCGUUAUCGUCGGGAGCCACGUCUCCUCUCGGUGGGGGCGAAAGUGGUGUAUGUUCUCCAUGAGCUGCUAUGCCCUCAUCACCGCGACUAUCAGUGUCACGUCCAAAAAUCGUGACCAAAUAAUGGCUGCCCGAAUCCUAAACUACGUCUACGUCGGCAUGGAACUGGCCGUGGUUCCAACCUUUCAAUCCGAAAUCGUCCCUGCCGCGGCCCGAGGUUUCAUGGUCGGCUCCUACCAGCUCAGUCUCAUUGUCGGUGGUCUCGUUAUCAACUGCAUCUGCUUUGGCACCAGUGGCAUCCAGGAUAACAGGGCUUGGAGGAUCCCGCUAGGCCUUUUCUACGUCGUUCCUACAAUUGUCCUUGCCUUGAUUUGGUUUAUCCCAGAAUCUCCCCGAUGGCUGCUACGACAAGGCCGCAACGAAGAAGCGCUAGAGAGCCUACGCAAGUUCCGCUUGGGUCCCUAUACAGAGGAAGAAGUUCAGGCAGAGUUUGCCGAGCUCAAGACAUCACUGGAAAACGAAGUUGAGCAGGGCAAAUUCAUUGAACUAUUCCAGGGCAGCAACUUGAAGCGAACCCUCAUCGUCAUUGCCGUCAACUUCCUUAUGCAGGCCAGCGGCCAAGCGUUUGCGUCCCAGUACAGCGCUGUCUACGUGAAGACCCUUGGUACCAUCAACCCCUUCGGUUACCAGCUCAUCAACGCUGCCAUCAAUAUCAGCACCCUCACCUGCAUCUUGCUCUGGGCGGAUCUUUUGGGACGACGAACGCUGAUGAUCAUGUCCUCAAUCACCAUGGUUGCGGGCAUGAUGACUAUGGGCGCCCUUGGUCUGGAGUCACCCGUUACCACUGCCAAGAAGAAUGGGAUCGUCGCCAUGCUUUCUGUCUUCGUUUGCGGGUUCUCCAUGGGUUGGGCACCCUUGAGUUAUGUUGUCACAACCGAAGUUUCGUCCCUUCGCCUUCGUGAUUUGACUGCCCGCGUUGGUUUUACAGUCAAUGUUGUGAUUAACUUCGCCGUCAACUUCUCCAUCCCCUACCUUAUCUAUGAUAAGUACGCUGGCCUUAACAGCAAGGUCGGCUUCAUCUUCGGUUCCCUCAUGGCGGCCUCCAUCGCCUUUAUCUACUUCUGUGUUCCCGAGUGCAAAGGCAAAACCCUCGAACAAGUGGACUUCUUGUUCCAGAAUGGUGUAGCUCUGCGUGACUUUGGCAAGGCUGAUGCUACUGCGUUGAUGGAGUCGGCUAGGGCGCAUGACCCUGAGAAGGCUGCGACUGAGAAUAUCAAUUUUGAGAAGGCUGCUUCAGACGGGGCUGUAUCCGAACAUCAAUUCGUUGAGAGUGGGCGUGGUGAAAAGGGGGCUCAUCAGUAG
This is a messenger RNA of Parascedosporium putredinis, 1596 nucleotides long. Lineage: Eukaryota; Fungi; Ascomycota; Sordariomycetes; Microascales; Microascaceae. The record is from the annotation of a GenBank genome assembly.